Parathielavia appendiculata is the source of this 4077-nucleotide messenger RNA. RefSeq lists its product as uncharacterized. Lineage: Eukaryota; Fungi; Ascomycota; Sordariomycetes; Sordariales; Chaetomiaceae. The transcript has 3 exons. Gene Ontology annotation, molecular function: protein binding. The record is from RefSeq and is a predicted model, not a curated record. Bases 1 to 4077 code for a protein of 1358 amino acids.
AUGGAACCCGAGAUCAAGCAAGCCACACGACUCCUUGAAGCCCAACGGGCUGUCGACCGUGACGGACAGCCGCUCUCCUGGGUCCGCAACCGCCUGUCUUCCCAGGCCGGCACCGUAUAUACCGCCCGCGAAGUCAACAAAGUCCUCACUGAGGUUGUUGAGUCGGACGGCUCAGUUGGCGUCGUGAAGGCUCUUCUGGCCCUGGGCGCCGAUGUGAACUUCGCCCGGCGGAGACACUCCAACACCUGGAACAAGAUCACCCAGCGGAACUAUCCCGGCGAAAGAAGCAAUAUUCUCCUCCGAGCCGUCAUCCGCUGCCGCCCUGAGACGGUCUACGCGAUUGCUGGUCACGCCGACCAAGCCAACCUCGACAGCGUGCUCCACCAUGCCAUAGCCAGGGGAAACUUGGCUGUUCUGGCCGCCUUGCUCGAGCACGGCGCAAGCCCUGUUCACCUCCACGACGACUUUCAAGAGGUUGUUUUUCACGACAACCUGGACCUUCUAAAGGUCCUCUUAUCCGGCCACCACUUGCCCUGUCUGGCCUGUCGUUCCACCGGCCUUCGGAUCGCCGUCGAGAACCGGUCGCUCGAGGCUGUGCGCCUGCUCCUUGACCACUGGGCCGAUGUCAAUUACGGCGACGCCAUCGCGCUGACAAGAGCAGUCGAAAUCUCACGCCCCGACCUCGUUGCUCUUCUCAUCUCCGGGCCGGUUCAGCCAUCAUCACGCUCGCUCGAUGCUGCGGUCGGCAAGCUUCGGCAAUAUUUGGGUGAAAAUGACACAACCCUGAACCGCGAAAUGCUUGAGCUGUGUCUGUCCGCAGGUGCGAGUGGACCUGAGACAAUGCGUAUGGUAACCGAGGGACUUGUCGAACUUGUGAGGCGACGACACACUCACCUCAUUGGCAUCAUUCUGCGGCACAAAAAACCGCCCGGCCAGUACGAGGCUGCUGCCUUGAUCGAGGCUGUUCGUGCCGAGCAGUUAGAGGUUGUCGCCAAACUUCUCGAGUUCUCACCAUCCCCAUCAAGCCUCGCUGUCGGCGUCUCGCAGGCCGUUGGCGCUGGCAGCCCACAGUUCCGAUACGAAGCAACUCGCCUGCUGAUUGCGUCUGGCGCACAGGGGCCCUGCGCUGCUGAGGCCCUGGUCAAGACUGUCCAUUGCCUUGUGGCAAAUCUGAGGCGCGGCGACAAGAUGAGCAUUGAGCGGGACAUGAGGCUAUUCUACCUCUUGCUGCACGAGGGGAAAGCCGAUGUUAACUUCGACAGGGGAGAGGCCUUGCAAAUAGCAGUCCGCUCAGCAGCUGUCGAAGUAGCCGAAGAGAUCCUGGCCAAAGAACCAUCCCCCGACUCGCUGGGCGCUGCCCUGACUUGGGCCAUGAAUGUCCGCGACGAAAAGAAGAAGCGGUUGCUGGUCGAGAUGCUCGUUCGUCGCCAGAUCAACGAAGACGCUGCCGGAAAGGCGCUGGUGGCGUUGCUGAAAACGGAGCCUGUAAAUGCGAACAUUGUCGAGCUGCUCCUCACUCGCGCUUCCGUGAAUUACAACAAUGGCGAGGUAUUUAUCUACGCCAUCCGACAUUUUCGACUGGAGAUCUUCCACCUCCUUCUCGGCCAAGGGAUCAGCCACAAAUCCCUCUUCACCGCCAUUUUAGAAGCUCUGAAUGCUCCCACAUCAGAACGGAAACUCGUGUUCAGUGACCUGCUAAGUCGGAUGCAGCCCGAUCACCUCAAUACAGCCCUGAAGCACGUCGUGCUGGAAGAAGAGACGGAUCUUGCCAUGGUGAGGAUGCUUCUCGACUCGGGCGCUGACGCCGGCCAUGAGGAUGGGUUUUGCAUCAAGCACGCCGCCUCCGUUCUCAACAGAGACCUACUUCGCCUUUUGUCCGAGCACUUGGGCCCUCAUGGCAGCAUCUACAGCCAAGCCCUAGCCUCUAUCGUCAGCCGCGGCAAACAGUGGAUUGCCUUUGAGCAUGUUGAAGCGGUAAACUUGCUCUUCCAACAUGGCGCCUCAGGACCCAUCGCUGGCAGAGCAUUAGUGGAGGUCGUCGACCAUCUUGCCUGUCAACAGUCUCGCGCUGGCCUCGCCGAGACUCUCCUGCGGAGCCUGUUUGCGGCCAACGUGGACGUCAACCACGAGAAUGGCAAGGUCAUCUGCAUUGCUGCCAGCAGAGGCGAUUCUUGGAUUCUGUCACUGUUGCUGGCUCACGGCGCCACCUCUUCAUCCGCCACCCUUGCACUUACAGCCGCUAUCAUGGCUCACCACAGCGAGUCGACACUGUUGCAGCUGAUUGAGACUUUUGCAGAUAAGCGGCAUGCCACCCCAGACUUUGACAGGUCCAUCCCGGGCUUGCCUCCGCCAAUCUUUCAAUGCCUGAAAUCCUAUGGGAAGUCGACGGCCGUCCUCAGCGGUUUGGUCAAAGCCGGGUGCAGAUUGGAGACAACGAUUCCGAUGAACGUUUUCUCGCCGACCAUGAAAGACAGAGAAGAGAGGGUGGUCAGUUCAGAGCUCGAACCAGCUUCAGUUCUCAUGUGGGCCUUGCUCCAAGAGGAAGGAGUAGUAAGUUCAGCCGUUAUGGAAGCGUUGGUUCGCCAUGGCGCCGACGUCUCGUACGCGUCUCCGAAAUCACGCACCACGCCGCUCUUGAUGGCAGUGAAAUCGGGCCGAGUGGACGUCGCGCGCAUGUUGAUCGAGGCUGGGGCGAGGGUCUCUGCCAAAGAUGUGUCGGGUCACUCGGCUCUCUUUUAUGCCUCACGCGAUGGGAACUCGGAGCUGGUAAAGCUCCUGUUGGAAAGCAAGCCCGUCGUCAACGAUGGGAGCCUUCAUGAAGCCUGCCGGGGCUUUCAUGUGCAGGCAAUGAAACUUCUUCUCCAAGCCGGCCAUGAUUGCAACUACCGGUCCAUCAAGCAUGGUGGGCGGACUGCCCUAGGAGAAAUUGCUUUAAGGGCGGCUCCGCCAACUGACAUCGCCGCUGCGGAAGAAGCUUUAGAUCUUCUGGUCUCGGUGGACGCCAGCCCUCUCCUCAAGGUUCACGGGAAAACAAUCAUCUUUCUCGCCCUCGAUAACGAACAUAACGAAUCCAUCACCCGACUCCUGCUGGAUAGGAUGCUCUACCGAACCCUGAACAGUCACGAAAACACCUACCAGCAAGGCGUUCUCCACUACUCCCCCACCAUGUACGUUGCGAAGGGUAUCCUCCUCAGGGCUCCUUCUGAGACUCUGAUACAACUCCUCCGCGCCCACGGCUGCGAAGACCGCUUCUACGCCACUAUCGAAGAGGCGCAGCCCCCUGACGCAGUUGGUCUGCCCGAAGAAAUCCGCGACUACGAGCGCGACCGUCGCGCUCGCCAACGGCAAAACCGUCUCAUGGAGGAAGAACACGCCAACAAGAUCCGCCGCGAGCGUGAGAAAGCCAUCGCCAUCGCCCAGCUCGAAGACGAUAAGCACUACCGGAUGAUCCAACACCGCGAAGACGACUCCCAACAGCAGCGCCGGCACCGCGGACUAGACCACCACCAAACCAUCCAAAUGUCGGCCGAGAAACAUCACAACGACGCUCAAAUCAAGCUUAGCGCAGCCAAUGUGUACUCCCAGGUCCGCUGGCAGAAACACACCGACGACUUAGCCAUGAUCUCCCAAAAGCGCGACGCCGACCUCUCCCACCGGAACCAAGCCUACCACCAGCACCUCGACCAGCGACGAGACAAGCUCGCCCUCGAGACCGAGGCGCGAGAACUCCGCCAGGCGCGCAGCUUGGCGCACAUGCGCGAGGUGCAGCAGCAACGGUGGCAGGAGCGCUCGGAGAAGCACGCGCAGCAGCUGACGUACGAGAACCAGCGCAUGAUUCAGGAGUACGAGAUGCUGUGGAAGAAGCAGCAGGUGAAGCGGGAGGGGCGCGAGGUCAAACUGGCGGGCUCGCGGGAGACGCACGAGAUGAAGAUGACCGAGCUGAGGACGCAGAGGGGGAAUAUUAUUGGGCAGGUCAAUCUGGAGGAGCUGAGGAGGUGGCAGGAGAGUGAGAGGAGGAUGAAGAUGGGGUUGGGGCAGGGACAAGGGAAGGUGGUGCAGGGGCGGUUAUUGACGUGA